GGAGACAAUGUGGAGGAUAAAUUUCGAUUGGAAAGAUUUUUAAAAAUAGUACCCGGAGGAGGAAGAAAGCCAGUUUAUAGCUCGAAAUUAACUCAUCUUAAAAUAUCACACUACCGACUUUCUAAUAAAAAAAUCAAAGGCAUUGUGCGCAUGUUCCCAAAUAUAAUUCAUUUAGAUUUCGAAGGAAGUACGGACUGUAUUGGUAAAACUCUAAAGCUAAUAGCGAAAUCAUACCCAAAUUUGGAGUAUCUCGAUAUAUCUACUUUACAUGGAAGAUUUAAAAUAGAAAAUGAUAUAGGUUUAUCUGCAAUUGCAAACUCAUGCCAUAAUUUAGAAUAUCUAAAUAUUUCCAAUCGCACAGAGUUUUCCGAACAAUCCAUUUGUAAUGUUAUUCGUUCUAGCCCAAGGCUCCAACAACUUGAUCUUAGCUAUUGUGAAAUUACUGAUAUAACUAUCGAAGAAAUUGCUAGAUCAUGUUCCAAUUUAAAAUAUCUUAAUCUGAGAGGGUGUUAUAUAGUGGGAUAUCCCACUUAUAUAAUUAGCAAAGAAGCCAUAGAUCAGCUCGUUUCACUUAAUCCGAAUAUCCAUGUCGAUAAUUUUGUGGAAACUCUAACGCCUCCUGAUCUCAUUGGAGUGGUUAUAAAUCAUCUUACACAGAACAACGUUGCUAGUAGACAAACUCUAGCUCAGGGCCUUCAGAAUCUUUUUGAUCUAA
Messenger RNA from Funneliformis geosporum, 715 nucleotides. NCBI's taxonomy places the organism in Eukaryota, Fungi, Glomeromycota, Glomeromycetes, Glomerales, Glomeraceae. The record is from the annotation of a GenBank genome assembly.